This is a messenger RNA of Fusarium redolens, 2399 nucleotides long. RefSeq lists its product as uncharacterized. The transcript has 3 exons. The record is from RefSeq and is a predicted model, not a curated record. The coding region runs from base 248 to 2383 and encodes 711 amino acids. Lineage: Eukaryota; Fungi; Ascomycota; Sordariomycetes; Hypocreales; Nectriaceae.
GACCUCUUCGAUGCCUCUUUCCCAUCACUCGUAAGCAAUAUGUAAUGUAGUAAGGUCAGAGAACUGCUCUUAACCCCAGGGUACUGACAAGCAUUCAAGGAACGUUAAGUGACUUCUUCAUAAGACCGUCUCGGGGGCGACAGCUUCCCGAAGCCUAUCGGGGCCGAAACUGGAUCCUGGCAUUACAGUGGGCGGCACAUCAGCCAGGGUGCGGGUUCUGGUCCCAGUAGUGUCACAUAAUGACGUAAUGAGCGAGGAACAGCUGUACUACAACAUUUCGGUGGAAUCCCUGAGUUUAAGUAUCAUAAAGAGAUACAUCAGCCGUCAAAAACCGCUCUGGGUAACUCUUUCAAUUUGUAAGAGACUUAGGGAGAUUUAUUCUUCUUCUUCUUCUUCUUUCCAAAAACCCAACGCAAACAUCUUUCAUCUUCUUGGCAAAUACGACAUGACUUACCAAGGCAUUGUCAGAAUGGCAAUCAAUGCUCUUGUUUUCGCACCUGAUUAUUCUUCCUGCAACUACAACAUCGAUACAACCAAAGUUAAUCGUCUCAAACACAUUUUUGAACUAGAAGGAUGUAACCGAUAUGAUCCACAGAAUUUUAUCAGGGGCAGCAUCACUCGGGAUGCUUUACAGAAGGCCCUGGUGCGUUCCCGCUUGACGCUGGCAAGUCUGCAGAGAGAGGGAGAUCCUCCAAUGCUUCACCUUCCACCAGAUACCUAUGUGCGAUGUGAUCAGGGCAGAAGCCGCGUGAAGGCACUCCUGGACACCGAUCGCUCUUUCUAUUGGUGGACCGUUGAACUGUAUGCAGAUAUUCACCAGGAAGCUCCUGGCAGAGCUAGAAAUACUUCCGUUAAUAUUGGAGGGUACUCUGAUGGACGUAUAUGUGCGGAGAUUGUGCAGAGUCGCUUCAACACAAUCGCGGAGGACGAAUGGUGGGCGAAACUUUCUAAGAGCAAGGCGAGCAUCCUGAGAGGUUUACUUGAACAUCACUCCCUGGCUACCCCUUUCGUGGAGUUGAUUCGUAGUAUACCUGCUAUGCGUGAAGAUCUAUUAAUUGGCGUGUGGCACAAAAUAAUUGCAGCCAAAUGCGAUGAGGAGAUUAUCCGGUACUUUAGAUUCAUCCUCAAUACUUGGACUGAAAUCAUGGGGUCGAAGUCAGCAUUGCGACACAUAGAUACCGCCUCUGUAAGGGAAUUGCAACUAAGAGUUCCGGGGUUAUCGGAACAGGACUUGGAGCACGUUACUCGAGUUAUAACGAGUGGGGUAGUGUUUAGAAGUCUCACCAAUACGUCAGAGAGGGUAGCACUGCUGGACCGACUUAGGAGGAUCAAAUUUCUGAUUCCUUCUAUACAUACUCUGCAGAAAGAUGUCAAAUAUCUCCGACCUUGCGCGGAUGUUCUGAAGCGGCUCAUCUUGGGCCAAGGACGAUCUUCUUCGACAGCCCAGGCAGUUGCACUUGAUGCCUUCCUACCUGGACGCCAAAGGGGAGCAGAUGCUGAGUUCCUCGACAAGUUGAAACGGGUGUAUCUCUUCAUAAUGCAAAACAUAGUACAACUGACCGAUGAAGCUCCUCUCCGAGGAGAUAGAGCAAAGGUACAGAUGCCGGGACGAGGAGGGCCCAAUCCUAAAUCCUGGUUUCAAUUGGCAAUCGAAGCUCAACGUCUUGGAUUCAGCUCUGUCGAAAUCACUCGUUUAGCAUCGGAAGAUCCGGACCGUGAAUUGGCGCUUAGGACGCUUCUUUUGGCCCGGCCCGAAUCGGAGUACGAAUAUGACAGGUCGGACCUGGAUAAUCUUGUGUCUUCUGCUGUGCAACUUUUCCGAGCAGCUCGAAGAAGACGACCAGAUUUUGUUGAACCUAGAUUCACCACUAGAGGCACUGGGGAGCUAAUUGCUCGCCGAUGUGGGCGUCAAUACUCUGGAGCCUAUGAGCACGAUCGAAAUUUCUUCACGAUGACAUAUUUUUCGCUUCCAGUAGCAAGAGACGUGGAUGUUACUUCGCUUUUUGUGCGUAGAUCCGUCUUUCAUGCAUUUUUCAGGCUCGAAAAAGGAAAUAAAGUCACAUCAGACGCAACUGGCGUUGACCAAUCGCACUCACCAGCGGUUAUGGACGGUGAGAGCCCCCAGGCCAAUCAGGACCGCAGCUUAAGCAAGAUCAAAAAUGAAGAGACGGCUCGGCAGUCAGUAUGGGAAGCCUUAAGGCGACAAGACGAAGCUUUACAGCAGGGCGUAGCAAAACAAUACGGAACGGAUGUAGGAGGAUCCUUGCAGUGUGAUAGCAAGAAUAUAGUAGAGAUCAGUAGUGACAGUUGCGAGAGCGCAAGCGAGACCGAGGACUCAGAGGUUACUCUAGAGCCGGCUCUGAAGAGAAGGAGAAGAGGAUAAAGAGGCGAAUUGAAUA